GCGCGGAUUGUGUGUUGGUUCGAGUCCCUGCGUUGCUCCUGGAUCCGGAGGUAACGGCGGUGUCAUCCCGGGGACUCUUGCAGAGAGACGGCGACGGAGUGACGGUUAGGUAGAGAGGCUGGUGGUCGGUCUGGCGGGGAAUCCGACAAUGGACGACAGCCUGGCUCGGAGGGAGGCAGCUCGUCCGAGGAGGGUGUCUGCUACUACUACUACCACUGCUGCUGCUGCUGCGGCGGCGGCAGCGACGACGGCGACGGCGGAGCUCGGAGCUAACGUUAGCCCGCAAGAUGGCGAGGUGUUCGAUCCACAGCCUCCGAGAGAAACUCAAACUGGUCCCGACAGACUGAGUGCCGCUGCGCGAAGCAUGGAGAGGAGGAACUCGGUACCGCCAGUGGUCCACCAGAGGCAUAUGCCGAUGCAGCCGAACAAGUUCCAUAUACCGAGGAAAACCAAGGAAAAGAGAGCCCUCUUCCAGUAUGUCUCUACUGAGUCCAGGGAGUUUGAAGACAUGAUGAACAUCCUGACCUCCAGUUACAUUGACACUGGCUCUGCUGGAUGUUUCACCUACUCCAAACCCCGCCUCGUCUGCAGUGAGCUUCUGGAGAAAGAGUUUGUGGAGAAGAGGAAGGAGAUGAAGGCGGACGGGAGAACAGAUAAGGAGCUGGAAGAGAGCUACGGUUUCCUGCUGGCUGAUGCCAUCAAGCUGCCCCUGUUCUGUGAGAAGGGGCUGUGUGUGGGUCAGAGCUGGCCCACAGUGCUGGGAAACCCCAAUAAAGGAGUGUAUCUCUCCAGGUACUCAGACCUGCUGCAGAUGAACUCCUUCACCCCUGGUGCCACAGGGGAGAUCAUCAUCUUCAAAGUGAUGAAGGGAAAAGUGAAGAGCAUCUAUGAGAACAUGAAGAACCUGCUGGAUCCGACGCCUCGCUUCGACAGCCACGUCUCCAAGAACGCCAGCAAAGUCACCUCGCUCACCUCCUACCGCGCCUUCGAACUCACGCAGCAAUACUUCUAUGAGUAUUUGUUCGACGAAUUGCGGCAGCGGCCUCGCCAGGUUUGUCCGUAUGCCGUCGUCUCCUUCCAGUUUAAAGGAAAGGACUCUCUUCUUCCCAUCAGGUCGAACAGUCAAUCUGCAGAGGGGAGUAAAGAGCGAGCUCAGUUCACAGUGUGGACUGGAGAUUUAGUUAAAGGCGACCAGAUUCUCUUCCAGAUCUCCCUUCGCUCCUUCUCUCCUCCCUUCCUGCCCCACAGACUACCAGAGAAGUUGAACAUUGGUUGUUUGAUGAGGCUUGACCAGGUGACCAAGCUCCUCCCCUCCAGCCUGUUCUCCUACAACCUCUACAACAGCAGCCAAGAAGUUGUAAAAGACGGACAUUUCUGCAGUCUUCUGGAGGUGAUCGACAGAAAUCGGUCAACGACCAGUGUGACAAAACUGCUGCAGGAACUGGAGAUAAAGAGAGUGGUUCUGGUGACUCCACUUACAGAGAGAGGAUUUCUCUUUCUACUCUCCAGUGUUCAGAUGGCCACACCUGCAGAAAGAGGAGAAAACUGGAAGAGGUGUCUUCAGGCCUUGUUUGUCUUCCCAGACACCAGAGAUGUGGCCAUAUCCACAUCAAGGUGUGCCUCUUCUCCCCAUGGUGCCUCAGAGUCGUUGAUGUCUGGCGCCAUGGUGAUGCCGCGCCUGAGCCAGUUUAUCCCAGCGUUGCAUCAUGCCCUCGUCAAGGCCCGUGCCAACCCCCCUCCUGAGCUGUCUGCUGGUGUGGAGCGCCAGGCACGGGAAUACCUCACGGGCCUGAAUGAUGGCAAGGUUCGACAGUACCCCAUGGGUGAAUACGACUCUAAACUAGAUGAGCAGGGACAGACGGCUCCUGCUCUCAAGCCCCACCGCCUGAACAUGGACGGCUAUCUGUGCUCCUACCUGUACAACCCCGCCCUCUACCUGCUGUCAGUGGCCCGGGCCCGGCAGGUGGUGGAGGCGCACUGUGGCCCUGAGGAGCCGCAGAUGGUGAAGCCCAGGAAGAGCUGUGGAGGCCAGAGAGAGUCGACAGGGAAGGAGGUGACAGGCAGCGCUAGAGACAGACAGACCAACUCUAAGAAGAUUCAGCAGCUUAUAGACCUGGUUUUGACCUGUAAGAGAAACGCAGAAAAUGAAGUGAAGAGGGAGGAAGGAGGAGAAGGAGGGAUGAAAGCACCAGGGAGGAAGAGGAAGCUGGAACAGGAGGCAGCAGAGAGAGCGCUUAAAUUCCUGAAGGCAUCACAGGAACCCGGAAGCCAUGAGAAGAUUCCAGUUGAGGGAAGCCAAGUCCCUGCACCUCCUGGUUCUCUAGCGUCUGUGAUUGGCUCAGUGGGCUUGAGAGACGUUGAUCUGAGGGAAGACGGAUCUGAACUAGCUGCCAAACUUCUCAGCCUGCUGACAGGCCUCAACCAGGCUGCCAGGGGAAUGUCCAGUCAGAGCCUUUUUGAGGACGAGGAGCAGAGGGAGUCCUGUCCGUUUGAUAAGCUGGCCACCAAACUGGGCCUGCCCACCAACUGUGACAUUGACCUGAGGAAGCAGGAGGAGCUGGAGGAGCAGACGGCGGGCAGUGUCAGUAGUUUGGAGGGAUUCAGUCCCAGCUCCCACAGCGGGGAAAUGAAUCACCAUGGAGCAGCAGGCAGAGGAGGAAGGGGAGGGCUGGGGAGGAGAGCAGGAGGCUACGAAGAGGAGGAGGAAGAGGGGGAGAUCCCAUGGGUCCUCAUUCCCAUAACAGGCCUGUGUUCGGAGCGGUACACUCAGAGAGACAGAAACAUCCCUCAGGACCCUCGCUUCCACCACCUCACCACGGCAACAAGCGUCACCACAACAACCACACCCCCCAGGAGGAGCCCCACCCUGUCUCCUGAGCCCAGCCCUCCUCCAUCCCCCGAGCCUAGCCCUCCUCUCUCCCCCUCCCUGUGCCCAUCACCUGACCCCAGCCCUCCCCUUUCACCCUCCCAGUGCCCAUCUCCAGAGCCCAGUCCCCCUCUUUUCUCGUCUGAGUGCCCGUCCCCGGAGCCCAGUCCUCCUCCCUCUUCCUCUCAAUGCCCUUCUCCACAGCCAAGUCCUCCCUCUUCUCCCUCCCAGUGCAUGUCCCCUCAGCUCAACCCUCCUCCCUCCCCAUCCCAGUGCCAGUCCCUGGAGCCUAAUGAGUUCAACCCACUUAAGACGGGCAACAGUGGUGCUAACGAGGAGCAUGUAACCCCCACAGCCUCCAGAGAGUUUGCAGGAGUGUCCAAGGACAGACAAGAGAAACCUCAGGGGAACAAAAAGAAGAACGAAGAGCCAUUCAUUUUUGCAUCCAUCCAGCCAUCUAUCCCUCCAACCUCAGAGAGGAGGAUAAGCCAGUCACAAGCACACUCUGCACAAGUAAAGGAGGAUGCACAGGGGGAAACAGGGGACGUGGAGGAGGUAGAUGCAGUACUUAUGGGGGAGGAAAAGGAAACUCCGCUAGCUGGGAAAGUGAAAAAACAAGGAGACCAGGCGGCCACAGAGGGUGAGCAAGAUGAUGAGGAGGAGGUGGUGAAUAUGAUACAUGAGGCAAGUAGUGAAAAGGAGCAAAACGGAGAAGUGAAGGAGCUGGUGCCUGGCUUCUUAUUUUCUCCCUCCAUCUCCUCACCUCCUGCGCGUCCUCUCAGAGAUAUUGACAGCAUUGUGGACAAACAUCUAGGCGACUUCUCCUCCGAGAUACAGCUCCUCUUGCGGGAGAAGAGUGUUCACUACAGCUUCCCACAGUCCCCACACACUGCUUCAAACACAGAAAGCACCACACAUCAACACACACUCCCACACACCUCAGUAUCUCAGUUUUCACAGUAUGUGUCUUUCUACAACCCCUGUCCCCCUGUCCAGGACUAUGUUAGCUCUCUACAUGACAGCAUUAACAGCAUGUUAACAGAGUUUGGUGACAACUGGCCGAGCCGCAGUGCUGACACCAGCCGGACUGAAGUCGAUGCCACGUUGGCUAGCAAAGUAAGUGCUUUCGUGGCCAGCAUCCGGGCAGCUAAUGCUAAAACGGGCAGAGAUUAUGAGGUUUCUGCUCCCGGUGGUGAACUGACUGCUGCUGAAGCCAGUGCUUCAGUCAGUCAAACUCCUGCACUCUCCCGAGGAGGGGAAAGGUGGGAGCCAGAUGCAAUCACCAGACAGUUUCCUGAUGCUACAAACAGCAGGAAUCCUCCAGCUUCACACGUCACUUUAUCCGUUCCUACCUCUGCAUCUGGUUCUGCCGACGCCGCCGUCCUCCAUCCUCCUUCCAACAAGCCGCCACAGUCCCUCUGGAAACCACACCAAAGUCACACUGUUGAGACCAGCAGGACAGUAGCUCAUAAUGUCAGGCAAACACAAGACAACAGCAUUACCAAGUCUGUACAUUGUACAACUGACGUAGAAGGUGGGAGUAGACUUGCAGGGCCAAACUCCGACUCGACUCUCUCGGGGUUCAGCAGUGUCUCUAAGACCUUGGCAGAACCUUCACACCCCUCUGAGUCGGUCUCCAGCUCGACCACUGUGUCCGUCCCCACUCCCCCAGCCAGAGCCCUGAGCUCCCUAAUCAGCCGGCUGCAGCCAGAGGUUUUCAACAAUCUGGUGGAGAUCAUCAAAGACGUCAAGAAAAACUCUGUGCAGUUCUACCUCCACAGCACCGAGCCAGGGGACCAGGUCUAUGAAGAUAUCAAGGAACACCUGUUGAAGCAUGGUAAAGUGGAACAGAGUCCUGUGGCCUAUCUGAACCAAGAAAACUCUGACAGCAAACUGCUGGUCGUCAUUAAGAAUAAAGACAUUGCUGGACACAUACACAAGAUCCCAAGCCUGGUGUCUCUGAAGCGACAUCCCUCUGUUGUGUUUGUGGGAAUCGAUACGCUUGACGACAUCAGGAACAGCAGCUACAAUGAGCUCUUUGUGUCUGGAGGCUGCAUCGUUUCAGACGAGUUAGUCCUCAGUCCAGACUUCAUCACUCAUGGUCGACUGGCUGCACUGCUGACUUUCCUGGAACAACAAAGUUCUCUAGAUAGUGUUUGGAGGUGGAAGGUUCACUGCAAAACCCACAAGAAAUUAAAAGAACAAGCCAGGUUCAGGAGAGAUGCAGCCAACAUAUUGGACCUACUCUCAGCCUAUCAGAAGAGGCAGAUUGUUGAGUUCCUCCCAUAUCAUCGGUGCGACAUGAUGAGUCAUCAGUCACCUGACCUGGACUGUCUUAUUGAGCUCCAGGCCCGGUACACACAGUACCGACACACAAUCUUCCUGACUGAGCACAGUUUUGAGCAGACCCCCGCCUACUCCAGUGGUGGCAUCAUCGUGGCCCGUAUCGAUGAAAUUCUGCACAACUUCACCAGACUGGUCGGUUACCAUGACAUCAAGGACAAGCAGCCGAUCAUUGACGACCUGCUGGCAACCAAAGGUCUCGGCAGGCAGCUGAGUCACGGUGACUCUGUGUCGGGCUCUGAACGCUCUCCCUCUAUCUUCCCAGAACACAUUCAUCCGCUCUCCUCUGUUGACCAACCCCAGCAUCACUCUGGGCAGCCCGGCUCCUGCCUCCUCCCGCUCCCUCAUCUCUCCGACCAGCUCGUCCCAGACGCCUCCUGUAAGGACAGUGGGCAGCAGCCUUCAGACACAGACUUUGAGGUUCUUCGACUGGCCAUCUCGCAGUUUCGGGCUGAGCGUCAGGCUCAGCUGCAGCAGCAGCAGUUAGACUCCCAGGAAGACUUUAGCAUAAACCCCCUCAAAAGCUUCCUUCCCAAUUACGAUCGUACAGGUGGUGGUCACAGCACUCCUGUUGGCCAGGGAGGUCCCUCUGAGUCUGUCCAGCUUACUCCCGGCAGGAAAGCAGUGGCAGCCGCUCUGGAGUUAAUCCACUCAUCUCUGCAGCCAGAGCUGGGUGGGGGGGAUCAGAGGAGGGAGGACAGAGUGGAGCCUCCCACAGAGGGACAAAGGAGCGGAAGAAGUCAUGGAGGAGGACAAGGAGAAGCAGAGUCUGUGGAUGGUACUCCACAUCGAGUGGUGGGAUUGUCUGGAGGAAACCGGUGUCCCAUUAAUAAUGACACAUCUACCCCUUCGUCCAAUCAAAACACUACAACAGUGACAGGACCAGGUGACCAGACAUACUCAACCAGUGUCGGGAGAGAAAAAGCAGAUCAACAAGGCAAACCUGCGUUUCCCAAAGCAGCUCAACACGGUGCAGCCUCCUCCAGUACCUCCUCCUGUCCUGUAGAGGGCGAGAGAUCAAGAAACGUGCCGUCAGGCCAGGAGCGGCCUCUGAGAGGAGAGACAGCACCGCCUGGAAGCAGCGCAGCCAGUGGCACCAAUGUGACCGGAAGUGUCACCAUGGUAACAGGCCAGGAGGACAACCCAAAUCCGGCUCUGCCCCGGCCACAGCAGAUCCAACAGCCCCAGCAACGUCUGCAGCUCCAGCCGAGUCCGGCACACCCACAACCACCACCACCUCACAGCCAGCAGCAGCAGUGGGGCACUGGCCUCCUGCAGCCCCCCUUCUUGCAUCGACUCCCUAACCAGCCUUUCUCCACAGGUCCCAUGCUCAGGCCCCUGACUGCAGUGGGCGGGACAAGGGGCCUCCUAGGGCCCACGCCUGUCUGGCCAGGCGGCCUGGGCCCUGCAGGUGCAGCUGCCCUUGUCUGGGGCUUCCAGCAGGCUGGCACUGGUCCUUCACUGCUGGGCGAGUACCACAACCUUGCAGGUCAGGGCAGCAACAGGUACAGAGGGGGGCAAAGAGGAGGCUUUAAUGGGAUGUAGAGAGCUACACCAGCUGAUCAACCCAGGUAACCUGCUCCUGUCACCAACCCAAAACUAGACCUCUGUUACCAGCAUGUGCAGAACCUCGAUCUAGUCAAACGUCAAAUUCUCAAACAGGUACUAGAUUGAAGACAGUAGGAAGGAGGAGGCUGAGACACUUUUUAAGACCCUGGGUCUUAAAAAGGGAAUUGAGACUAUGGAAGAACAUCAAAAUAAAACUGUAAAGGAAGAAGAUGGACAGAUUGCCUUACACGUCUUCCAGAGGACACUGUUUAUGUCUUGUAAAUAAAAAAAAAAAAGAAGUUUUUUGCACCGUAUGUUUUUUGUUUGUUACCCCGGGAGCUGUUUGUGUUUAGUUGCUGUUGCACGUAGGAAGUGACUCUGCAACAGACUGGUUUUAACUUAAAAAUUGUUUUUUAAUG
Molecule: messenger RNA, 7176 nt
Organism: Toxotes jaculatrix (banded archerfish)
Lineage: Eukaryota; Metazoa; Chordata; Actinopteri; Toxotidae
Gene: tasora
Product: transcription activation suppressor a
Exons: 28
Coding region: 149-6754 (2201 amino acids)
Biological process (GO): protein localization to heterochromatin; negative regulation of gene expression, epigenetic
Cellular component (GO): nucleoplasm; heterochromatin
Molecular function (GO): chromatin binding
Source: RefSeq, a predicted model, not a curated record